Messenger RNA from Closterium sp. Naga37s-1, 825 nucleotides. Lineage: Eukaryota; Viridiplantae; Streptophyta; Zygnematophyceae; Desmidiales; Closteriaceae. The record is from the annotation of a GenBank genome assembly.
AUGACGAGCUUGGGAUCACGGGUGGGGAUCACGGGCGGGGAUCACGGGCGGGGAUCACGGGUGGGGAUCACGGGCGUGGAUCACGGGUGGGGAUCACGGGCGUGGAUCACGGGCAUGGUGACAUGUGCAGGCAUGGUGACAUGUGCAGGCAUGGUGACAUGUGCAGGCAUGGUGACAUGUGCAGGCAUGGUGACAUGUGCAGGCAUGGUGACAUGUGCAGGCAUGGUGACAUGUGCAGGCAUGGUGACAUGUGCAGGCAUGGUGACAUGUGCAGGCAUGGUGACAUGUGCAGGCAUGGUGACAUGUGCCGGCAUGGUGACAUGUGCAGGCAUGGUGACAUGUGCAUGCAUGGUGACAUGUGCAGGCAUGGUGACAUGUGCAGGCAUGGUGACAUGUGCAUGCAUGGUGACAUGUGCCGGCAUGGUGACAUGUGCAUGCAUGGUGACAUGUGCAGGCAUGUAUGGAGAGGACAUCAGCCUAUGUUUCAAGUGCAUUGCUUGCACCUUACCUCACGGUGCACCGAACCGCACAGGGUUUCAGCUGCUGGUUUUCGCCCCUGUCGUGAGGCACCCCGUCCUCUCCUCUACACGCCUCCGCUCCCCUCCUCAUCCCUCCUUCCACGCACUAUGCUCCCUUCCUUUCUUCUCCUUCCACGCUCUCUGUUUCUCUCCUCUCCUCUCCUUCCACCCUCUCUCCUCUCCACCUUCCCUCUCCUUCCAUCCUCUCUGCUCCCUUCCUCUCCUAUCCUGCCACGUUCUAUGUAGCACUCUUCACAACCCACUCGCAGUGCAGUUGGCUGGCGCCAUAACAGCAGAUCUACCGUAA